AGAGAUUGGUGAAAGUGUGAGAGGAGAAGAUGUGUAUAUUAUUCAGAGUGGCUGUGGAGAAAUAAAUGACAACUUAAUGGAACUGCUCAUCAUGAUCAAUGCCUGCAAGAUUGCAUCAUCCUCCAGAGUGACUGCUGUAAUUCCAUGUUUUCCAUAUGCCAGGCAAGAUAAGAAAGACAAGAAGGGGUCCGUGGAGCGUUGGAGCCGUGCUCCAAUCUCUGCAAAACUUGUUGCCAACAUGCUCUCAGUUGCAGGGGCUGACCACAUCAUCACCAUGGACCUGCAUGCUUCACAGAUUCAGGGUUUCUUUGACAUUCCAGUAGAUAACCUGUAUGCAGAACCUGCAGUGCUGCAGUGGAUUAAAGAGAACAUUCCGGAGUGGAGAAACUGUAUCAUAGUCUCACCUGAUGCAGGUGGUGCAAAAAGGGUUACUUCAAUUGCUGACAGACUGAAUGUGGAAUUUGCUCUCAUUCAUAAGGAAAGAAAGAGGGCAAAUGAAGUGGACAGAAUGGUCUUGGUUGGUGACGUGAAAGACAGAGUAGCAAUUCUCGUCGAUGAUAUGGCUGACACAUGUGGCACAAUAUGUCAUGCAGCAGACAAGUUAAUGUCUGCUGGUGCUACUAAAGUUUAUGCCAUUCUUACUCAUGGCAUCUUUUCUGGUCCUGCCCUCUCUCGGAUUAAUAGUGCAUCAUUUGAGGCUGUUGUGGUAACUAAUACAAUCCCCCAAGAGGAUAAAAUGAAACACUGCCCAAAAAUACAGUUUAUUGACAUUUCCAUGAUCCUUGCAGAAGCAAUUCGAAGAACACACAAUGGUGAAUCUGUGUCUUAUCUGUUCAGUCAUGUCCCCUUGUAACUGCAGAUUCCACUGCAUCUUUGCAAAAGUCCCUUCAGCUAGCACUGUUGUUUUUAACAAUGCACCUCAACCACAAGGAAUGAGUAUCUUUGUACAAUUUCAGAGCUUGUAUGUUUAAUUAUUAUGUUUGUCUUGUAAUUACCAUUUGUUCUUUGUAAAUGGGCAAUAAAUCUCCAUCUUGCAGAAA
This is a messenger RNA of Acanthisitta chloris (rifleman), 1040 nucleotides long. Its product is annotated as ribose-phosphate pyrophosphokinase 2. NCBI's taxonomy places the organism in Eukaryota, Metazoa, Chordata, Aves, Passeriformes, Acanthisittidae. Bases 77 to 853 code for a protein of 258 amino acids. Gene Ontology annotation, cellular component: cytoplasm; ribose phosphate diphosphokinase complex. The record is from RefSeq and is a predicted model, not a curated record. Gene Ontology annotation, molecular function: ribose phosphate diphosphokinase activity; magnesium ion binding. The transcript has 7 exons. Gene Ontology annotation, biological process: purine nucleotide biosynthetic process; 5-phosphoribose 1-diphosphate biosynthetic process; ribonucleoside monophosphate biosynthetic process.